GUCAGAGCUAGCCCGCAGCGGCAGUAAUAGUAUAGCACUUGUGCCAGCUCUACCCUUUGUCCCGCGCGCAUCUCUUUUGCUUUGAUCUGCUUCUGUACUUAAACCAUGAUGGCUGGCAUUAUGUCUUACUUUGGAGGGAGGCGAGAUACGAAACAGGCAGCACGAGACGCCAUCGUAGGGCUAAGGCAGCAACUACAGAUGAUAGAGAAGAAGGAGGAGCACCUACAGAAGAAGAUUGACGAGGAACUCAAGAAAGCAAAGGCAAAUGCUGUUUCAAACAAGGCUGUGGCUACGCAGGCUCUGCGGCGGAAGAAGGCGAGCGAAUCGGAGAUGGAUCGAUUAGCGGGUCAACGACUGCAGCUAGAACUACAAAUCAACACACUAGAGUCUGCGAAUCUGAAUGCGGAGACGAUGGCUGCUAUGAAGAAGGCUUCAGACGUGCUGGCGUCGAUCCAUGGUAACAUGACCAUGGAUAAGGUCGACUCGACCAUGUCUAAGAUCACGGAACAGAGAGAGAUUGCUACUGAAAUCGCAGAAGCUCUAUCAUAUCCUACUGGUACGGAGGCAGACGAGGAUGACCUCAAGGCAGAGCUCGCGGACCUUGAGCAAGAGACACUCGAUGAACGCCUUGCUGGAGCAGAGCAUGUUCCUUUGCACAUUCCUGCAGGAGCUCGUCGGGUGGAAGAGCGACCUACUGUGGCAGUGGAGGACGACGAGGAGGCUCAGUUGAGGGAACUGCAGGCCGCACUAGCAAUGUGAUAGCUAGAGCCUAGAGUUCCCUUUCCCCUACUGCAUCCCGGUCGAUCUGUUCACCGGGUACCCAUCUGACUUUAUACAUAUAUCCAAGCCCCUUCUCAUAAUAGCCUCUUGCAACAUAUGAUUGUUCAGGAUUUCCCUGUUGGCUCUGGUUGUGUUCUUGUGAAAUUGAGAUAGUGUACAGGAUAAGCAGUAUAUUA
This is a messenger RNA of Suillus plorans, 956 nucleotides long. Its product is annotated as Snf7-domain-containing protein. Gene Ontology annotation, cellular component: multivesicular body; cytoplasmic side of plasma membrane; ESCRT III complex. The transcript is spliced from 5 exons. NCBI's taxonomy places the organism in Eukaryota, Fungi, Basidiomycota, Agaricomycetes, Boletales, Suillaceae. Gene Ontology annotation, biological process: late endosome to vacuole transport via multivesicular body sorting pathway; vesicle budding from membrane. The coding region runs from base 106 to 759 and encodes 217 amino acids. The record is from RefSeq and is a predicted model, not a curated record.